Astrephomene gubernaculifera is the source of this 1107-nucleotide messenger RNA. The record is from the annotation of a GenBank genome assembly. Lineage: Eukaryota; Viridiplantae; Chlorophyta; Chlorophyceae; Chlamydomonadales; Astrephomenaceae.
CAGAAGUCGCGAACGCACAAUACAUCCAAAGAAUACUUUUCACUCAGUUAACCUAGCCACACCUAGGCUGCACGCUUAUGGCCUCGUCAAAGCUCAACCAUCUGGCACCGGAAUUCGUGCCCGGGUCUGUUAAGUCAAACUCAAGCCUAUCUGGCUAUGGGCAGGACACGCCUUACUUCUACGCUGAUCCUUCCUACGAGGAGGCCGUAACUUCCGAGGAACUGGAGGAACUCGAGGCAUGCGAAGAGUGGGUGCGGACGAUGGCAGAGCUUGAUGAGAUGGAGCGAGAGCACCUUAUUGCUACCGCACUCUCUGAGGCCGAGCCUUCCCAGAUUCUUGAGGUAGAGAUGCGCGCGUUCUCAAUGGACGCAGCGGGGAAGCGCACACAAGUGGCGAAGCGCAAGGGGAAGAAGCACUGAGCGCGAGUCUCCCGCGCCCGGGGCUUCAAGCGGCUCCAGCCUUGACAUAGUCGUCAAUCUAAGAGCAGGUUUCUUAUUUCGCCAUCCUUGAAGCAUAAUGGUCAAGCUAGUAUUGUGCGCCUACACAACGCUUGUGUGCUAAGAUGUCGCCGUGUGUGUUUUGAUUUUCGGUGCAUUGCGUAAGACCCCGCAAAUGUAGGCAGAUGACUCCAGUGCCCGGACCCAUUUUAGGACCUUCCUACCAAGCGCGCUUAAAAAGCAUAGAUCACCUCUCGGGACCACCAGACGAUGCACCAUACCUUGGCUCUGAUGCCCCCUUUCGGAUGUGAAUGCGGAUUGGUUGCAUCGUUUUUGUAGAGGCCAAAAUCAUAAAAAUCUGUACAAAGGGGCGGUUACUGUAUCAUUGUUCACUGUUGCUAAAAUAUACGUAGCACGUGGCGCCGCUCCUAGCUAGCGUAUGCGUUUCAAAAUGCGUGUUGAGAUUCACGUGGUAGCCGGUUGUAGCUCAUUAAAGCUGUAUAUGCAGCCUUGGUUCUCAGUUGGGGCCGCAUUUGCAGGCGCUAUGUACAUACCCCCCUUAUUUUUCUAUCUUUUUAUGCACGUACGGAUUUGUGGAUAUGGAAGCUUGGGCCGGGCAAGCUUGGCAAAACAGCGUAGGCAACCAUUUUGCCUACUGUUCUUUUUACAU